Schizosaccharomyces cryophilus OY26 is the source of this 3603-nucleotide messenger RNA. Its product is annotated as histone demethylase SWIRM1. Gene Ontology annotation, molecular function: protein binding; oxidoreductase activity. The record is from RefSeq and is a predicted model, not a curated record. NCBI's taxonomy places the organism in Eukaryota, Fungi, Ascomycota, Schizosaccharomycetes, Schizosaccharomycetales, Schizosaccharomycetaceae. Bases 396 to 3428 code for a protein of 1010 amino acids. The transcript has a single exon.
CGCGUAACAUCUUAAUUGAAACUCACCACGAACAUCUGGUAUUUCAACAGAAUAAACCAAAGACUAAGAGGAAUCUUAAAAUAUUUAUUGAAUUCUUUACUGAUUAAGAGCUUUUCUUUCCAGAGAAGUACAUUAAAGCAUCAGUGAUCGUAGUUAGGGCAUCGUAGCCUAAACCAUAUAAUAAGCUAGUACUCGGGUUUCGCGUUUUACGGCAUCUUUUGUAAGAAAUUCCAUUUACAGAAGAGUUCAUUUACGGUAAAAGAGGACUUACAAAUCUCAAAAGUUUAACUAUUGAGGAACCACUUUUGUUUGAUUGAAGUGAAAACUAAUUGAAUAAUUAGUAAGUGAAAUUCCUGGAACAAAAGUUAACGAAGAAACGACUAAACAAUGUUUGAAUGAUGGAGCUAUCUCCAAAGGAUGAUAUUUCUGAAGUAUUGAAUAAUGGAGCAUCGCAAUCUACGGAUCCUUCUUUAUGGGCUAUAUUCGGACAACACUCAAUGGAAGAUUCAAGCGAAAGGAGGAAUGUUGGUGCUGAAGUAGAUAAUGGUAUUUUUGACCUUAGUCAGUUAAACGAGCAUCAAUUGACCUCGUCCAUGCCCAACGCCAUGGGUUUGUCGGGUCAGAAUGGACUAAUAGCCAAAAGCUUCGAUGGAGAUGAUAACCCUGGCAAGGACGAUGCAUCUCUGCUAAGCCAACAUAUGCUGAGCACCGAAAUGGAACACAAAAUUAUGGAGGCGAAGGGUCGACAAGCAGUGGGUGGCAAUCGUAAAGGUAAACGCGUUUCUACAACUGCAAAUUCACUUGAGCGUAAUGGAACACAGUAUGUCUCAAAUGAGGCUCCAAUCGCCGUGAAAUCCAGCAUCCCCGCGCUUCCGCGUACUACCUAUGAAAGACUCUGCUACGAGUCUGCAAUUGCCAGUGGAUUAUCUCCUGAUUCUCUUUCAAGUGAUGAGGUAGGUUUGCUAUCUGAAAUCCUGGAUAAUCCUUCUUGGUUGUCUCUUUAUUUAAAAAUCCGUAACGGCAUAUGCUAUCUAUGGCAUAGAAACCCGACACUGUUUGUAUCCUUUAAUGAAGCCUUGGGUAUCGUUCGAGAAAAAAUGGCAUUUCCUUUGGCGUCAUUAGCUUUUGAAUUUUUAACGAGAAGCGGCUACAUUAACUAUGGAUCACUCAAUAUUUCUCUUAGUCUGCAACCAGGAGAAAAUCUUCCUCAGAAAACUGUAGCUAUCGUUGGUGCUGGCAUGGCUGGCAUAAGUUGCGCGCGUCAAUUAGCAAAUUUAUUUGCGCAAUAUGAGCAGGACUUUAUAAAUCGCGGUGAAAAAUCUCCUCAGUUAAUCCUUUACGAGGCAUCAAGUCGAUUAGGAGGCCACGUUUUUUCUCAUGGAGUACCUAUUUAUGAUUCUUUAAGUGAAGAAGAACAAACUGGACGUCAGUCAGAUGCACUUCAAACCUGCGUGGUUAACUUAUCAUCUGACUUUCUAUAUGGCUGUCCCUUUUUAGAAAAUGAUCCGUUACACAUCAUAGUCUCUCAGCAACUUUCAUUAGACGAAGUAAUACGCCAGACUCAGAACGUUGCUCUAUAUGAUUCUGGAGAUGGUCGAAUAGACCAAAGGCAUAUAGACAGAGUCUUAAUGCUAUUUAGAUCUUUACUUGAUUAUUUUUUCUCAAUGAAAAAUGAUCAACUUCUGAAUAUAGUAUUUUCCCCCAAACAAAAGUUUAUUCUUACUUUGCAGAAUUUGGACUGGCGUCUUGUUACUGAUGAAUUUCCCUUGUCUAAUUACGACUCACUUAAAGACUUCUUAGAGGAUUCCUUCAAAAAUUUGAAUCAAUUACUACACUUUUCCAUUGCGGAAACCCGGGUGUUUGAAUGGUGCGUUGAGUACUUAAAACAAAUGUCUUGUGUGCCGUUAGAAUUAAUAAAAGCGUCAUCUAAAUGUUUUAUUAACUUCCCUUUUGGAGAAGCUGUUCCUUCGUAUGCUAUUAAAAACGGCAUGUCAACGCUAAUUGAAGCACUAGCUACGACUCCUAGUCCUUUACCGGUUUUAUUUGAUCAUACCGUCCAGUCAGUCAAUUUAGAAGGCCAAAAAGCUCACCUUUCAUUUACGAAUGACACAAAUAUAACUGUUGAUAAAGUGGUAAUGUGUUUACCUAUUAAUAAGUAUCGAGAGUCUAACGUUUCAUUUGGACCGCCAAUAUCUGAGCAGAAACUAGAUGCUUUGAAUAAGUGCUACUUAUUGAAUCGCAAAAAAGUUAUCUUUCUGUUUAAAAGCCAGUUUUGGGAACUUCACAAAAGCGUCUUUGGGUCUUUGACCUCUAGUAAGAAAAACUACAUAUAUAACGAUUGUUCAGACAUAUAUGGAUUCCCAUCAUUAAGCGUGUACGUGGAUAUUCCUGCGCAUCAACGAGUUGUUGACAGAGAUAUUGUUCAUAAUAUCCUUUUAGAACUCAGUAACAUUUUUAAAAUCGAGAAUCUGCAACCGUUACGCACUGUUAUUACGAACUGGGAAAACAAUGCAUAUUCAAAUCACUACUCAUAUGCUAUUUCACCUGAUUCAUCCUUAGAAGAUUAUUCUGUUUUAAGAGAGAGCAUGGACGAUACUAUAUAUUUUGCCAGUGAAGCGUUAUCAAAAGAGUAUUCCGGAACUUUACGCGGUGCUUUCCAAUCUGGUUUAUUGGCUGCGAAAGAUGUUCUUAGUUCUUUAAUUGGGGAUGUUGCCGUUCCUAAUACUUUAAUAGUAGAAGAAAAACUUGAAGGAUCUGAAUCCAACCGUAAAAGAUCAGCAGGACAAGUGUAUGGCAAUGGAAGGAAAGGAAAUGAUGACAAUAAAGCCCUCAAUUACUAUCACGAUUAUCUUAGAUUAAGGAAGCAGAGACUUGAAAGAGAAGAGCAAGAAUGCGAACUUUUAAUCGCCGAACUUCUUGGCGCUCGGCCCGUUGCUCCUACAAGACCAAGCGCAAACCCAUACUUAAUAUAUCAAAAAACUCAAUGGCAUGUGUGUAGAGCACUUGCAGACCAAGAAAAACAAAGAAGUACUGGUGAUCCUGAGGCACGUGCCACAAAAAAUGAAAUCAGGGCCAAACUUGGAAAAACAUGGAGAGCUCUCGAUGAUCUAGGAAAACAACCCUGGGUCGAUGAGGUCUCUGCUAGGCGGGCGAAUUAUUCCAGUCGUUUAGAAGAGUAUCAAAGACAAAUAAAUGCCUAUAAUGUUCGCGCCGCACAAAUUCGCGAUGAGCAUCGUCGCAAGUGUGAAUCUCAGCCUCUUCCCGAAGAAGAAGCAAGGUUGAAGAUCCUUUCGCAGGAGGAAGACGAGCGUGCUCAAAAGCGUCGUCUUCUAGAAAAUACAACCUUGAACGACAGUGACGAGGAAUAUCGAGAAGAUAUGGAUUAUGAAGAACAAAUUGAUGAUAAUUUUUCCGAUACGUUCACUUAGAUUAUAAUAGGCAAUCUAAAAAUAUACGCUUGGGUUUCUGGUGCACUUCUUUUUUUUUUUUUUUUAAAAAAUUUUAAAAAAAAGAAGAAAAAAGUAAUACAAAAUUUAUUCACGUAAAAACUAGUUUAUCAUUUAUUCCCUUCCUAUUAUAGAAAAAAUACAUACUCAUAUUCCU